AUGUACUUGUUAGUUGCUGGACUGUUCCAGGAAGUGAAGCAUCCCAUAAUGAACAAGACCAGCCCAUGCCCCAGCCUGAAUGAUGACUUUUUAGUUGCAGGAAUGUUCCAGGAAGUGAAGCAUGCCACAAUGAACAAGACCAGCCUAUGCCUCAGCCUGGGUGAUGACUCAUCAGGCAACACCAGCAACAGCUGCUAA
Molecule: messenger RNA, 198 nt
Organism: Prunus armeniaca (apricot)
Lineage: Eukaryota; Viridiplantae; Streptophyta; Magnoliopsida; Rosales; Rosaceae
Source: the annotation of a GenBank genome assembly